GGCAUAUGCACCUAUAAAUUCAGGUUUGACAGACCGGUUCCACCAUAAUCAGGUGGAAAACACACUUGCUGGAUUAAACCCUGGAUGGAAAUAAUUAUUUUGCUUUUUGUCUGUACAAUUUGGACUAACAAUUUCAUUUUACCAGAAGUGUUGCUUUGCUGGAAUGCUGCUUUGGGACACUGAGCCACAGUUUUUUAUGGCCAAAGGUGCUGAAAUAUUUAAAACAAAAGACAAGAGAGUUAUUCCUUUGGAAGAAACUUAAUCCCGAAUCAGCAGUCUGCUGAGGUGGGAAAACACAAGAAGCUCUAGAUAAAAAUAAAGUAAAUUCCCGUCAGAAGUGUAGAAAAAAUGGUUGGAAUCAAGCCUACCGACCUGCCGCCAACUGCUGCUGUCAAGUUUUUUGGAGCUGGUACGGCAGCAUGUAUUGCUGAUCUGGUCACUUUCCCCCUGGAUACAGCAAAAGUGAGACUUCAGAUCCAGGGAGAGUCUACAGCUGCCUCAGGGUCAGCUGUGGUGAAAUAUCGUGGUGUAUUUGGCACCAUCACCACUAUGGUCCGUACAGAAGGCGCAAGGAGUCUGUACAAUGGCCUGGUGGCAGGACUGCAACGACAAAUGAGCUUCGCAUCUGUUCGUAUCGGCCUUUAUGACUCAAUGAAGCAAUUCUACACCAGAGGAUCUGAGAACGCAAAUAUUGUGAUUCGCCUCCUGGCUGGUUGCACCACCGGGGCUAUGGCUGUUGCAUUUGCGCAGCCCACAGAUGUCGUAAAAGUGCGCUUCCAGGCUCAAGUGCGUCAGUCUGAUGGAUUAAAGAGAUACAACGGCACAAUGGAUGCAUAUCGGACUAUUGCACGGGAUGAGGGUGUACGGGGACUUUGGAAGGGCUGCAUGCCAAACAUCACAAGGAAUGCCAUUGUGAACUGCGCAGAACUGGUUACUUACGACAUCAUCAAGGAACUCAUAUUAAAAUAUGACCUUAUGACAGAUAACCUACCCUGCCACUUCACCGCUGCAUUUGGAGCUGGUUUCUGCACCACGAUUGUGGCGUCUCCAGUAGACGUUGUAAAGACCCGCUUCAUGAACUCAUCUGCAGGGCAGUACAGCAGUGCACUUAACUGUGCCCUCACUAUGCUGACCAAAGAAGGACCAACAGCUUUCUAUAAGGGCUUCAUGCCCUCCUUCCUGCGCUUGGGAUCCUGGAACAUUGUGAUGUUCGUCUCCUAUGAGCAAAUCAAAAGAGGUCUUACUAGAAUGCAGGUCUCGUGGGAAUCACCUUUCUGAAUGGACACUGUCAUUAUCAUCUGAUUUUGAUUAAACAGAGUGCAAAUAAAAGCCAAGUCCUCUGUUAUGAGAAGAAAGGGAUUCCCGGAUUAAGUCUUAUGACUGAAAAAGGCUGGAACUUUUUAAGGCCAAAGGUCAAGCUCAUCAAAAAUCAAAAGGACGAGCUGCUUGACUGAGAAAGCAAAAUGCACAUAUUUGUCUUAGUUUCAAUGUAACUGGAUACUAAAAGAUGUGGUAUUAUCAAUUGUAAGGAUGUAUGAUUAUUGUUUAUGUGUAUGCUUUAAAAUAUGUUGAAAAUGGGUCCAUAGCUCUGGCGAAUGAAUGUAUAUUUCUACUCAUAAACUGUGCUUUAUUGGAAAAUAAAAAUUUUUAUGAUACUGUUUCGAUUAAUGAAAUC
Molecule: messenger RNA, 1675 nt
Organism: Labeo rohita (rohu)
Lineage: Eukaryota; Metazoa; Chordata; Actinopteri; Cypriniformes; Cyprinidae
Gene: ucp3
Product: uncoupling protein 3
Exons: 8
Coding region: 349-1278 (309 amino acids)
Biological process (GO): adaptive thermogenesis; mitochondrial transport; mitochondrial transmembrane transport
Cellular component (GO): mitochondrial membrane
Molecular function (GO): oxidative phosphorylation uncoupler activity
Source: RefSeq, a predicted model, not a curated record